Molecule: messenger RNA, 498 nt
Organism: Anastrepha ludens (Mexican fruit fly)
Lineage: Eukaryota; Metazoa; Arthropoda; Insecta; Diptera; Tephritidae
Product: adipokinetic hormone
Exons: 3
Coding region: 18-275 (85 amino acids)
Cellular component (GO): extracellular region
Molecular function (GO): hormone activity
Source: RefSeq, a predicted model, not a curated record
UAAGCAUAGUUUCAAAGAUGAUCUCAACACGUACACAAGUUUUUGUGGCUAUGUUCCUGCUGGUCUUGGCUGUAGCCAAUUGUCAGCUGACCUUCUCGCCAGAUUGGGGCAAACGUUCGGUGGGUAGCAGUAGUAGUGUGGGCAGUGGUACAGCUGGUUUCUUCGAUGCACAGCCUAGUGGUAACUGUAAGACCUCAAAUGAGAUGCUCCUGGAAAUAUUUCGCUUUGUUCAGGCCCAGGCGCAACUUUUUCUUGACUGUAAACAUCGAGAGUAAAAUUUAGAUUUCAGCUAAACACCUUUAAUCAGUGCUCAAAUAAAUAUAUUGGAUAUUAAUUAUGCAUAUGUUUAAUUAUUAAUUUGGGGUAGUCGGCAUUAGUUCUGUUUUCAAAGCAUUAAAAAAGCUAUAUAAAACGUAUGAAAAAUUUAUUAUUUUACCAAUAAAUGUAUACACAUAAAUAAAUGUAAAAUAACUACUACUAAUAAAAUACUUAUGAAUG